UGCUGAUGUAGCCAACGGUGCGUCUUUAGGACAAAAGACAUGAAGAAUACAGCCCCCAGACUGUCAGCAGUGGCUGAAGAAUUUCAGGAACUGGACCUGAUCUUCGCCGGCGGCUCUGAUCUGGAUGUUGUGGAGAAGGGAUACGCACGGAAGCUAAUUCACGCCAUCAGUCGAGAAGACGAGGUAUUGACGAUUGAGACGUUGAAAAGUCUUGGAGAUUUGCACCUGCACAAAGCAAAGUCCAACGAGCACAAGGCCGAGAACUUCCACAGGGCUUGUGCGUUAUACGAAGACGUCUUACGAUAUAUUAGAAAUGAAGAAGAGAAAGCAGUUAUGCAACAUCGUAUUAGAUAUGCGGAGAAGUGCACGAAACUUGUAUAUAGUAAAAAAUAUACGAAAGCAGAAACUGGACUGACUGUGGCGGAAAUACUUCACGGAGUUGAAAAAAAGGCCAAGGUUAAAGGGCACGAGGUGGUGCCCCUAAUGGAAGGUUAUACGGACGCCUUUGUGGACGCAAUCGUGGAGAGAAAUAAAGGUCUGGAAGUAGAGUCUCUGAAGAGCCUUGGAGACCUGUACCUGGAGAAGGGAAGGGUUGGCAGGGACGAGGCAGCAUUCACCACAGCAGCUGGCCUGUACCGAGCGGCGCUGGACCGCUGUGAAGAUUCAGACGGCAGAGAAACACUGAAGCAUCGCAUCAAGUACGCAGAGAAGGUCAAGGGGAACGCAGAGAAGCAAAGAGAAAGGCCGACAAGAAACAGCAAAGCUGACUAUACCAAGUGGCUGGUGCCGCCUUCAACCGCAUGUAAAGCAGCCCUUGACGUCAUCAGUGAGAUAAACAAGAAAAGGAUAGCUGGAGCAGACAGUCAUAUAAAUAACAAAACGCCGGCAGAUACGGAAAGGUACGUUAAUAUGAUAUACAUCCAUAAGUCUAUCUACAUAAGUAUGUACGAAAAUCCUAUGGACGUUGUUGUACAAAUUACACUACUACUAUAACUAUAGCUACUAACAUCAAACUCUGCCAUGAUAGAAUAUGGUCCCUGUUAUAUACUCAAUUUCUAUCAUUACAGCAAUAACAAAACACUCGUAAGAAUGCUUUUAGUUAGCUACAGAGGUAUUUCAAAUGCUAAAAAAACCAUAUUUUUAUUUACUGCUUUGGCUGUUCAGCACGCACAGCCAGGGCUUCCCAACUAGCCUGUGGCUGUUACAAAGGGUACAUGUAAGCUUUGAAAACAAAUGAACUUUGACAAGGACAGGAUAAUUGUCAAUAACAAUAUUCUAAGUACAUUAAAAAACGAUUAUCUAUAUAUAUGGUGUAAGAUAGCGUACAUAGUAUCUACAAUGGAAUCUAUUUAUCAACAACAAUAUCUACAGUGAGAAGUCAGGGUCAGUGCAUACACAUGUAAGGGUCGCCUGUAGUGUCCCAGAGUUUCCUUUUGAAGGAAGCAGUAGUGGCUGCAGUGUGAGUGGCAGUAGAGAUGAUGUUGCUCGGUGAUAGAAUGUUCUCUGGCCUCUGGCAGAUUUAGAGAGUUCCGAUGUCAUGCGGUCCCCUGCAGGAGCAACGGGACCCUGGCAGAUGCACCGGUUGAAGGCCAUGGGUACCAGGGUUUAAAGGUGU
Molecule: messenger RNA, 1615 nt
Organism: Branchiostoma floridae (Florida lancelet)
Lineage: Eukaryota; Metazoa; Chordata; Leptocardii; Amphioxiformes; Branchiostomatidae
Exons: 3
Coding region: 40-993 (317 amino acids)
Source: RefSeq, a predicted model, not a curated record